AUGCACAUCGCGGCUUUGGUGCGUACUGCCGCUACAGCCAUCGGCUUCGGCGCCGCGGUGACCGCUUCGGAUCCGGGACAAGUCCCGCUCGGCCAUAGUCGCGGACCGCAACCACAACGGCGGCAACCCAAUGUUGUGUUCGUUUUAACGGAUGACCAAGAUGUUCAUCUUGGGUCUUUGGACUAUAUGCCUCUUGUGAAGAAGCAUCUGCUGGAUCAAGGAACAUAUUUCAGCAGUCAUUACGCAACGACGGCGGUGUGCUGCCCGUCCCGUGUCACGAUAUGGACGGGGAAGUUCGCGCAUAAUACGAAUGUUACGGAUGUUAGUCCGCCGUAUGGCGGUUAUCCAAAAUUCGUAGCGGAAGGCUUCAAUGAUAAUUACUUCCCUGUGUGGUUGCAGCAAGCUGGUUACAACACGUAUUAUACGGGGAAGCUGUUCAACGUGCACACGGUAGAGAAUUACAACUCACCUCCACCAGGGGGCUUCACGGGAUCGGACUUCUUACUAGACCCUCAUACAUACGACUACCUAAACAGCACCUUCCAGCGCAACGGAGAAGAACCACGCAGCUACGAAGGGCACUACAGCACCGACGUCCUAGCAGGAAAAGCCUACGGCCUCCUAGACGAAGCCGUCGAAGCCAGAAAACCCUUCUUCCUCGUCGCCGCCCCCAUCGCCCCCCACGCCAACGUAGCCAUGAAACUACACUCAGGCCCUCGCGACCCGGACAACCUCCCCUUCGAAUUCACCGAGCCGAUCCCCGCAGACCGCCACAAACACCUCUUCCCCAACGAAAAAGUGCCGCGGACCGCGAACUUCAACCCGGACCAGUCUUCUGGCGCAAACUGGAUCACCACGCUCCCGCAGCAGAACGGGACGAACGUCGCGUACAACGACCACUUCUACCGACAACGCUUGCGCUCCCUGCAAGCCGUCGACGAGCUCGUCGACGGUCUGAUCUCCCGACUUGAGGACUACGGGAUUCUGGAGGAUACGUAUAUCGUGUAUAGCAGCGACAACGGGUACCACAUCGGACAGCACCGACUCCAGCCCGGCAAGAGCUGCGGGUACGAGACGGAUGUGAACGUCCCGCUCAUCGUGCGGGGGCCGGGGGUUGCGAGGAAUUAUACGGCGGGCGGGGUGGUGAGCACGCAUGCGGAUCUUGCGCCGACGUUCUUUGGGUGGCUUGGGAUUGAGGCGAGAGAGGACUUUGACGGGGCUGCGAUACCGGUUACGCAGGAGGAGAUUGGGGGGGUGAGGGAGAGGGGCGAGAGGAGGGAACAUGCGGGGAUUGAGUAUUGGGGGUUUGCGAUGGGGGAGGGGGUUUAUAAUCGGGAUCCUCGUGAGAAUAACACGUACAAGGCCCUUCGUAUCUCGGGGCCGGGGUAUAACUUGUACUAUUCCGUCUGGUGCAAUAAUGAGCAUGAGCUCUAUGAUAUGAAGGCCGACCCAGAUCAACUCCACAACCUCCUCUCCCCUUCCUCAUCCUCAUCUCAAUCCUCCACCUUAGCAGCCAACCACCCCGUUGAAAAACUCGCCUCCCGUCUCGACGCCCUCCUCCUCGUCCUAAAAACCUGCACCGGCAAACAAUGUCAACACCCAUGGUCAUCCCUACACCCAGACGGAACCGUGAAAUCCCUCGCCGACGCGCUGGCCCCCCGCUAUGACGCCUUCUAUCUGAACAACCGGGAAGUAGCGAGCGUAAAGUACGCGUACUGCGCCAACGGAUUUAUUCCCGAGGCGGAGGGGCCGACGUGGGAGGAUGAUGGGCGGGCUUUUGGGGGGUAUGGGUAUUUGAAGGAGGGGCGGUGGGAGGAUUGGGUUUAGGUAUGAUGGUUUUUCCUUAGAAAAAAGAAAGAAAAACGGCUUUCAAAGAGAAUAGUAGGUAGUUGGUUUAGCUUACGUUGGAUAAUUGGGCGUGAGAU
Annulohypoxylon maeteangense is the source of this 1925-nucleotide messenger RNA. Its product is annotated as Arylsulphatase. Gene Ontology annotation, biological process: phenol-containing compound metabolic process. Lineage: Eukaryota; Fungi; Ascomycota; Sordariomycetes; Xylariales; Hypoxylaceae. The record is from RefSeq and is a predicted model, not a curated record. The coding region runs from base 1 to 1827 and encodes 608 amino acids. The transcript is spliced from 5 exons. Gene Ontology annotation, molecular function: N-acetylglucosamine-6-sulfatase activity; arylsulfatase activity; glycosaminoglycan binding.